AUGUCGUCACUCAAGGUCGCCGUGAGGGUUCGACCCUUUAACUCCCGUGAGAUCGACAUGGACGCCCAGCUCAUCAUGGAGAUGGAGAACAAGAAGACGCGUCUUCUGAAGCCUCGUCUACAGUCCAUUCGCGAUGCCGGCCGGGACAAUCAUCAUGACUUCACAUUCGACUAUUCCUACUGGUCAUUCGAUGCGGAGGAUCCGCACUUUGCCACCCAGGAGCAGGUGUACAGCGAUCUGGGCAACGAUGUCGUCGAUUGCGCCUACGAAGGAUACAAUGCGUGCGUUUUUGCCUACGGACAGACGGGCUCCGGAAAGACCUUCACCAUGAUGGGUACUCAAAAUAAUCCUGGCCUAAUACCGCGCAUCUGCGAGGAGCUGUUUGCCCGCAUGCGUGUGGGUCAGGAGUCGGGCACUGGUUAUAGGACACACGCCAGCUAUCUGGAGAUAUACAAUGAGAGGGUCAAGGAUCUCCUGGCUGCACAGAGCACUGGACAUGGUCUCAGAGUUCGGGAGCAUCGUAGCCUGGGUCCCUAUGUGGAGAAUCUGUCACAGCAUGCCGUCUCCGAUUUCGAUGAGAUUCAGGAAUGCAUUGCCCGGGGAAAUGCGCAACGCACCACGGCCAGCACCAACAUGAACGAUACGAGCAGCCGCAGUCACGCCAUCUUCACGAUCACAUUUGUGCAGGCGGUUUUCAUGAAUGACAUGCCAAGCGAGACAGUCUCGAAGAUCCAUUUGGUCGAUUUGGCAGGCAGUGAGCGCGCCAAUGCAACGGGGGCAACAGGUCAGCGCUUGAAGGAGGGCGCCCACAUUAACAAAUCGCUGGUGACUCUGGGUAGCGUGAUCUCGGCUCUGGCGGAACAGACGGGUGGCGCCCACAACAGCAGUAGCUCCGCACUGGCAACCACCCCAAAUGGGGCCAGUAAGCGAGUGCUCUACAUUCCCUACCGUGACUCCAUCCUCACGUGGCUGCUCAAGGACAGUUUGGGCGGCAACAGCAAGACCAUCAUGAUUGCAGCCCUUUCGCCGGCGGAUUGUAACUACAGUGAAACUCUCAGUACUUUGCGAUACGCCAAUAGAGCGAAGAACAUCAUCAACAAGCCGACGGUGAACGAAGAUACCAAUGUGAAGCUCAUUCGCGAGCUCAGGGAGGAGAUCAACAAGCUCAAGUCCAUGCUGUCGGGGGAUAUUCAUUCGCUGCAGCCAUCGCUCAAGGUAUUGGCCGAUCUCCAAAAGAAGGAGGCUCAAGAAAAAGUACUCACCGAGGAAUGGACGGAGAAGUGGAAGGUGGCCCAGUCCAUAUUGCAGGAGCAGAAGAGUCUGGGUCUGCGCAAGUCGGGCGUGGGCGUGGUUCUUGACUCAGAGAUGCCGCAUCUAAUUGGCAUCCACAACGACGUGACCACCGGAGUGACCCUCUACAGUCUGAAAGAGGGCGAGACGCGAAUUGGCAGCGAGGAUGCGGAUGUGGCGCAGGACAUCGAGUUGGCCGGUGAUGGCAUAAGGGCGCAGCAUUGCAGCAUUGUUUUAAAGGGCGGCGUGGUUACGCUGCAUCCCUGGCCUAUGGCCCAGUGCUGGGUGAACGCCCACCUAAUUGACGAACCCAAGCAGAUCUCGCAGGGCGAUAUCAUAUUGCUUGGGCGAACCAACAUCUUCCGCUUUAACAAUCCCGCCGAGGCUGCCAAGCUUAGGAAGGAUUUGAGUCGCUCGCAGCUAGACAUGUCCCGGCUGUCUCUCAUUACCUCCUCCAAGGAAAACCUGCUCACCUGCAGCAUAUACUCGGAUGAGGAUGGCGCAUCGCCUUAUAAACGGCCAGAGCGGCAGUAUUAUCCUCAGCGACCUAUGUCGCGAGACGAUCCCGAAAUGCAAGACGAAAAUCGAAAGAUUCUAGACACUAUAGAAAAUGCCCUGAAACAGCUCAAUGUGGAACGCGUCCAGAUGCACGACCAAUACAAGACCAAAGUGCGCAAGCUAACCGAAGAGCUUAUUCGCUUGGAGCAGGAGGAAAUAGACGGCUUGCAGGUGUUGAAUUGCCGGGAACAGGAACUAAUCGCCCGCAAGGACAUGCUGUUGUGGGAGAAGAACAAUGAGAAGGUUCAGAUCGACAUUGUGUGUAGACAAAUUUCAGCGUUUCAGACGCAGCUCGACUCUAAGAAACGAGAUUUCUCUGAGUAUGUAGCGAAAGAAUUGCAGGAACUGCAAGAUUGUGGCAAACUAGACGAGAUGGGAAUGAAGAUCGAAGAGGGUACUCCUCUGAACGAUGAACUGCUUUUGCAGGUGUCGGAUUCCUUGGAUUUGUUUGCAGCACAGUUUAUAAAAGAUACUGUGCGCAGAAAUAAUGAGGAAAUCCGCAAAUUGGACGAACAAAUAGCCGAAAAGGAGAGAAUACUCAAUGCCAGCACUACUAAAAUCGCCAAGGUCGAUGAGACCAUGCUGGAGAUCCAGGCCCAGCUGGAGCGUCUGCGUCUGGAACGCGCCGAAAGUGAGGCUGAGUCUCAGGCGAUGCGCACCAGGAAGCAGAACAUGAAGCUACAGUUGGCCAACAAGUCCAUGUCCACCUCGACCAGCACAAACGAGGCUGACGAUGUGUCCAAGUCGGACACGUACGAAACCUGUGAUACCUUCCACACCGCCCAGUCCAACUUAUCGCUCGUCUCAUCGCCCACCAUUACGGAGGGCCAACAGUCGCCGCUAAGCAAUUGUUCCUGCGAUGCAGAGGACGAGGCGGAGGACACGCGCAAGGAUGACCUUUCGGGCAGCAGCGAGGAGACCUCACGCACCUGUACCGCCGGUCCCAGCAGUGGAAGUGGAAGUGGCAGCGUGGGAAUAGGAGGUUCCGGCUCAGCGCCCAGUGCCACACCCAGCUCACAGGCUAUCAUGAGCGACAGCGGUGUCUGCCUGGACAGUCGUAAUCAGGCCCUCCUCCAGAAUGGCCACCUCAAUAACUACAAACAAGGAGUGCGAACCAGCGACGAGGAUACCGGGUCAUGUUCCUCCUGCGAACUGGGCCGACACUCGGAUUCGGCACGUCCUUACUGUCCGCUGCAUUCACUGCGGCGCAAAAUCGCUGCUCAAAAGGCUCUGAUUAUGAAGAACCUCGAAACGGACUUGAACAAGGUCCAGUUGGAUGAGCAUAUUGCAGACCUGCAGGAUCUGCAGAGACGCUACAUUCAAAUGGAGCAGGAGAUGCUGCAAUCGGUGCAGGAUUUGGAGGCACAUGCUCAGUGCUGUGCGGACGAGCGAUCCGGCAUGGAACGACAAUACGAACUGGCCAGUUCCAUUAUGCGCUCGAGUGUCAUGAGUCCCACCAGCAUGGAGGAGUCCACUUCGCAGAUUUACUCACCCAGCAUGACAAGAUCCUGUCCGUCGAUGCGCGAGUUUCCCGAGGGCGAACAUUUCAUUACUAUCCCGAGUUUUGUGAUGCGGGGCGCCGGCAAGCAAACGCACUACGAAUACGAGGUUCGCAUCGCUCUUCCCGAUGGCAAGUUGAACAUUCUCCGGCGAUACAGUCGCUUCAGGGAGCUGCAUCUGUGCAUGAAGCACUGCUACGGAGCCAAGAUAUCUGCACUACCCUUUCCCCGGCGGGAGCUCUUCGCCUCGAACAGCGAGCCAGUGGCGAAACAUCGUCGCCGUCUGCUGGAACUAUAUUUGCGACGCCUAUUCGUCGUCUGCUCGAAGAUUCCGCAGUGUCCCAUCUACGAGGGACCCGGGGGAACCGGCCUCACACGAUCCUCCCUCGUCCAGCUGUCGUCUUUUUUCAAGAAGGGCCUGUUCGAGAACGGCAAGCACGGGACGGGAUAAUAGUUAACCUACUGCUGAAUUAUCUCCUGCCUACAGUGUGUCUUUUUAUUUACUUGUACUACCUGUUAAGCUAUAUGAACGACAACAUGGACCUGUUUUGAUUAGCUAGCCGAAACUACUAUCUAGGUUUAUUAGCUGUAAGCCCCGUAGCAAUGUAAGACCACCAGUGUCCUUUCUCACACCCGAGCAUAUGUGCGACAUUUUUUAUAUCCAUUGUUAUUCACUGAACCGGAGCUUUAUAUUGAAAUCACUGUAAAAUGUAACUGCCAGUGGCGAUGUUGCAAUCUCUGUUUUGUACAACUCCAAUUGCAAAUAUGUAUUCUAUCUAUUAUCUUCGUGUUGGAGGUUUGUUUAGAUGGUUUGUUGGUGUUUGCGGCCAGUUUUAAUUAGUUAAUUAUUUCUCUCUACUAGUUAAAUAUACGCCUAGGUGUACAACUUCCAAAAAAGUUAUUCCAGUUAUUUAGUCUGUGAUUACCAACUGAAGUUAUUGAACAGAAUCCAAGCAAAUGAGCGUAACUGAACAUUUCACGAGCGAGUAAUAGUAAUCCAACUGACAACUCCGUAGUCUACAAUCUCUUAGGCGUAAGCUAAUUGUACAAAUCGAACACUGAUGGGUUUAGGUGGGCAGAUGUUUAGCAGUAGGUAUUAGGUACACUAGCAACUAAGUUCUAGCUCUUAACCGAUGAGUCGCAAUUAUACUAAACUAAUUAUGAGUACAAUUCCCGAAAAUGAAUCAACAUGAAAUGUUCAAUGUAAAAAGCAUAGAGUAAGUUUACUUUUAGCAAUAUGCUAGUUGAUUUUGAAUGGUGAAAUUGGUCGAUCGUGGGAUCGAUGGCAAUACUGAAACAAUAAUAACCUAGAUGUAGUGAAACCUGAUGGUUCCGCCCACUCAAACGUAUGUCCCUCAGGGGCAGGCCAAUACCGAUUUGACAACAGAGUGGCUGCUGUCUUAAAAAAAAAAAAAAA
Messenger RNA from Drosophila suzukii, 4764 nucleotides. RefSeq names its product kinesin-like protein 98A (gene Klp98A). Gene Ontology annotation, molecular function: microtubule motor activity; microtubule binding; phosphatidylinositol binding. The record is from RefSeq and is a predicted model, not a curated record. Gene Ontology annotation, biological process: microtubule-based movement. NCBI's taxonomy places the organism in Eukaryota, Metazoa, Arthropoda, Insecta, Diptera, Drosophilidae.